GCGCUACGUCACGUCACGCCGGUGAGGCGGCGCGCGGCGCGGCCGUUGAAUGCAGGUUAACGGUUGUUGCGGGGAGCGGGAGCGGCCCGCCUCAGCCGCAGGGUGGGCGCUGCGCCGCCGCCGCCGCCCUGUGCCAGCCGCGGGCCCCGGCCUGCCGGCCGUCUCCCUUAAAGCGCUCUUUCAGGUUUUUGCUACACUGGAGGUGACGACUGGUGCACCCGUGGCGCCCCGGGGAUGCCCCGCAGUCAUGGUGCCCUCCCUGAAGUGUGAUACUCGCCUUCUCCCGCUUGGCACUGACUGAAUCUGGCAGAAAUUAAGUGCCUUGAUGGCUUCACAUCUAACCAGUAAAGAGAAACCAGCAGUAGAACCUAUGAGGAUGCUUGGAUUUGGAGUACCACUAAAACUUCAGAAUUUAUAAAGGAGAGUGAUUAAAAAUAGCUGAAUUUUUGGGAUUAUCUGCUUAGGAAGAUGCGGCCUGUUUCACAGAAUCCUGUGUUCCUAUCAGUAGGCAGUGGAUCCCAUGAAAUAUGGGAUUGUGCCAAAAUGGAACGAGACUACAUGGGCAAGAUCAACAAUUAUUGUCAAAAGAAUAAAUUAGAAUUCGCAUGGUAUGAUAUCCAGAUGACUGGCCCUUCUCAUGAUCCUGAAUUUACAGUUAUGCUUAAAAUAAAUGAUGAAGAGUAUGGUACAGGCACUGGUAGAACUAAGAAAGAAGCAAAAGCAGCAGCAGCAAGAAAAUCAUGGCAAAUGAUAGAAGAAAAGCAAAGUAGAUCUUCAAAUGUGCAAAAUCAAGAGUUAAUGACCUCUCCAGUGACCUUACUACGUAUGCCAACAGCAGAAGUGCUACCUGCGGUCGACUAUGUCAGCCGGCUAAAUACAUUUUCACAAAAGAAAAUGCAAGUGGUUGAUUAUAAUAUAAGAACAGUUACUGGAGAAGACCGUGCUCUCAGGUUUUUGUGUACUUGUACAGUUAGUGGUCAUGUUUAUGGAAACGGCACUGGAAUUUCUCAAGCUGCUGCAAAACAAGCUGCUGCAAAACAAGCGUAUGAGAAGCUAGAUGAGCAAGGAGAUCUAACAGAGGGAAGGGAAACAUCUAACAUCAGUUCCACAACUAGCAAAUCUACUAAUUCCUAUGGAAUGUCAAAUCUGUCUGACUCAAAGAAUAUGUUACUUCCACCUAAAACCAGUCUAUUAUUUUUCCGUGAUAGUGGUAUUUCUUUUGAAGACUCAUGUGAAAACUUGGUAGAAAACAUGAAAAACAUGGUAACAAGUGAAAAGCCUUUACCUUCUCAGAGAAAUGCUCAAAGGUCUGCUCUGAAAUCCAAAAGAAAACUGGCAGCUAAAUUUGAUAAGGCAAGAAACGAGGAAGAAAGUAUGUCAGAUUCAGAUGAAAGUUCAUCAGAUUUGGACACAAGUGACAGUGAGGAUGGUAAAAAUGCAUACACAGUGGAUAAAAGAUUUCUUAAGGAUUUUAAAAAUAUAGUGCCUAUUGGUGAAGGUGGUUUUGGGAAUGUUUUCAAAGCAACAGCAAAGAUUGUUGAGAAAACCUAUGCAGUCAAACGAGUCCAGCUUACAAAGAAUGUAAAGCGUGAAGUGAAAGAACUUGCAGGACUUGACCAUGAAAAUAUUGUGCGAUAUUACAGUAGUUGGAAAGGGAAGGACUAUGUAACUUAUCCAGACUCAAGGCAGAGGUCAUCCUCAAAACAUAGAUGUCUUUUUAUCCAAAUGGAAUUAUGUGAACAAGGGCCAUUGGAAAACUGGAUUGAAAAUAAUCGAGAAAAACGAAACUAUCAGGAGAUGGCACAAGACAAAUUUUUACAAAUAGUGAAAGGAGUAGAAUAUAUUCAUUCUAAAGGGUUAAUUCAUCGAGACCUCAAGCCUCAGAAUAUAUUCAUAUCAAAUGAAGAUAAAAUAAAAAUAGGUGACUUUGGGCUUGUGACUUCUGAAGCAUACAACCCUCUGACUGAAAACCGAGGAACAAAAUCAUACAUGGCACCAGAACAGUUUGGAGACAGAUAUGGAAAGGAAGUAGACAUUUAUGCACUGGGAUUAAUUUGGUUUGAAAUUCUUUCGGCAUUGGCCAGUUGUCAUGAGAAAAAUAAGGUAUGGAAAGAUGUUAAAGAAGGUACCUUUCCAGAGAGCUUCACAGAGAAGUUUGCAACAGAGGCACCCAUGAUCAAAAAGAUGCUUUCAAGAGACCAGCAAAGACGACCUUCUGCAUCUCAAAUACUUCUAUUUCUUAAGUCUGUUGAAAAAGACAAUUCCCUUAAAGCUCAUACUUACUAAAUGCCAUUUUAAAAGACUUUCAUACUUGCUUAGAUCCAUGUCUUUUGAAACUGGUGAAAUAGUAUAUCAGAAACAACAGCAAGACUUAAGUCUUCUCCUUGGUGUUUAGUUGUCUUGCCAUUUAUCAUAGGUUGAGGAGCUUAUUGGCUGAAAUAGUCACCUCACCAUUCAUUCCCAUCAGCUGCAAAUCAGGACGUUCCCCCCAGUGCACUUCUGUAAACAUCUGCUUGUUUUGGUUUUUUUUUUUCAGCUGGAGCCACAGAUUAUGGAUGAGCUGAACUAGAUUGUUUAAUAUGUAAAGGAACCUAGUCCUUGGCUCCUAGAAGAUCAAGCUGAUGUAGUGCUAACUGAUCUGUGACAACUGCCUGUAUGCAUGCUCUUAACGCAUGCUGCAUCCAUUAUGAGUUGAGGUCACCUAUUGCUUUGUGUGGAAGUGCUGUCUUAUGGCAUGUGAAUCAAAAUAUUUUGAUUUGUUUAUGGUGAUCUUAUUACAACUACCAGAAUGCUCCCUUUAAGACCACAGGAGGUAAUGUGCUGAACUGGAAGGAAAGACUAAUUUUUUUUUUUUAAGCUGGAAGUAGGUGUGGGUUAUUUUUUAAUUAAUUAAAGUUUUUAAGGAAUGAACUUUCUUUUCUCUGACCAACUGUCCAACACCUAGCACCUUCAGUGUUCUGGAAUUUAAAGAUAUUUAUGCUUUUAAAGUAAGUAUCCAAGUGUCCAAAGUGCUUCAGGUGACCUUGCUUGAGCAGGGGGGGCUGGACUGGAGGAUCUCCAGAGGUCACUUCCAACCUCAACCAUUCUGUGAAGUGUUCCUUGAGAAUUUAGAUGCUGAACAUCCAGUUCUUAGGAAAUCUCGUUUGGGGAGAUCUGUUCUGAACUUCUGAAUACUGAGAGUUUUAUUUCUUAUUUAUUUUUUCUGAAAGGAACACAUAGGGUGCUCUAAAAUAUAGAAACUCUUCCUAGAGUUUUCUCAGUAUUAAGCAUUUAAAAUCCUUUCUGAAGAGAGCAUCUUAAAUAUAUGUGCUGCUAGUUUUUAUCCUUUUUAAAAUACCAGAGCAUGUCUAACAUGUUCUAACAGGUGUUCUAAACACCUCUGGCUCUUCUCUCAUCCCCCCCAAAAGAUAACAAUGCAGUUUGCCUGUUACUCUUUAGUUACAGGCUUCAGAGUUCUGAUCUGGCUGAAUAAGAAGAAUUUGGAGGGGGUGGGGGCAGAGCAGGGAGAAAAGAGAGACAAAUUAGCCUUUCAGAUACUUGUCUGAGCUGUAUCUUUUCAAACUAUUCAUAGCUGUGGAGCCCACCUGAUUUCAUAAAAGGCAAAUGAACAGAGAUUUCUAAGCAGGAAACUAGUAACUAUAUGUAGAGCUUAAAAUACUGUAGAGAUUUUUUUUAAUUUAAAAAGUAGGUGUUUGGUUAAAAGGAAUAGAUUUGAAUGCAUAAUCAUUUUUAUACUCUUAAUGAAAUCUACUGCUGAUCUUCUGCAAAUAUUUGUCACUAAAUAAGCACCUGAUGUGCUUUUGUCACAUCUUUCUGUAAGAAGUAAAGUUUCUUUCUUUUCCGUGUAA
Molecule: messenger RNA, 3848 nt
Organism: Dromaius novaehollandiae (emu)
Lineage: Eukaryota; Metazoa; Chordata; Aves; Casuariiformes; Dromaiidae
Gene: EIF2AK2
Product: eukaryotic translation initiation factor 2 alpha kinase 2
Exons: 18
Coding region: 469-2286 (605 amino acids)
Biological process (GO): protein phosphorylation
Cellular component (GO): cytoplasm; nucleus
Molecular function (GO): eukaryotic translation initiation factor 2alpha kinase activity; ATP binding
Source: RefSeq, a predicted model, not a curated record